Adineta steineri is the source of this 576-nucleotide messenger RNA. Lineage: Eukaryota; Metazoa; Rotifera; Eurotatoria; Adinetida; Adinetidae. The record is from the annotation of a GenBank genome assembly.
AUGGCUCGUUUAAUACGUCGUCAAUCAAUGGAACGUUUAGAACUUUAUGAUCUAGAUAAAUUAUUAGCUAUUCCUUCAACAAAUUUUGAUUUAUCGCCACCACCACCAAUACCGCCUCCACGUAAAUCUCAUCCAAGACGUGCAUCAAUGAAUCCAACAUUUGAGCGUUAUCAAUUUCUUUGUAAUAUGACACGUAAUAAAACCGAUCCAAUCUAUGCAGCUACACCAAUGUUUACAACAAUACCACAAUUAUAUCAAGAGAAAACUCAUCGACAAUUACUUGGCUCUUAUGUUCGUUUAGAAAAUGUAAAACCAUUAUCUCCGAAAAUAAUCGUAUCACCCGAACCUAAAAGUGCCGAAAUACUUGAAGAAGAGAAAGAAAAUGAAGGUAAUCGUGAUGAUGAUGAUGGUGACGCUAUGGCAAUGGAAAAAAAUGAUAAUGAUGGUGAUGGAAAUCAAUUUAGUGGUAGCAGCAGUAGUAGUAGUGUAGAAGAAGAUGAUGGUGAUUAUCUCGAUGAUGAUGAUGAUCAGAAGGGAGUUGUCGAACAAAUAUUUAAUAGACACAAAAAAGACUAA